AUGUCAACAACUGAACAACGUCGAACAGUAACAACAACAACGUCAUCAUCAAAUCAAAAACGUCAACCAAGACGAUAUGUUUUAGAUGAUCCAUAUAAAACAAAUCGUCGACAACAAACAUCAACAAGAAUUGAAACAAAUCGAAAUAAUAAUAAUGUUAGUGGUACAACAUCAAAUGGAGAUGAUAUUCAUUCAAAUUCUGAAGAUCGACAACUAAAACGAUAUAGUACCGUUGUACAUUUAGGUGUUAAUAAUCAAACUGAUAUUGAUCAACAACAACAACAACAACAACAACAAUAUUUAUCUCGAUCAGGUUCAAAUGAAUAUUUUAUUCGUAAUGGUCAAACAAUGACAGCAAAUGAAUAUACUCGUACACUUCACGAUAGUGAAUCAUCAUCGGGAACGGCUACAAGAUAUAUUGAUGAUAAUAAUAUUAAACAAAUAUUAGAAAUGGAUGAAAAUGGUGAACAAUUUAUGUCAUCAAGAUCACUUCUAUCGCCAAUAGCACCGGAUGUUAAAAAUUAUCCAAUUAAUGUUGAUCCAAAUCCAGAAUUAAUUGUUCGACCAAAUACUCAACGAUUAACAUAUACACAUGAUGUAGCUGUGAGAUAUUUACGUCCACCAACACCACCACCACCUGGUCCAAUUAUUAUUCGUGAAAUUCGUGCUCCACCACCUCCUGUAGCACCUCCAAUUAUUUUGAGACAACGUCCACCACCACCAAGAACACCGUCACCUGUAAUUAUCCGAGAAAGACCACCAAAUCGACCAAAAUCGGUACCAACAACAGUAAUAAAAAAAGUUAUACCGGCUCCCGCUCCACCACCACGAAAAUUAAUUAUUGAACGUUUACCCAAUUUACCUCCUAAACCUCGUCCGGUAAUCAUUGAACGUUGGCUACCGUACAACAAACAAAAACGUCAAGUGGUUCAUGAACGUGCUAAACCAUUAGAACCAAUGGCACGAAUAAAAAAUACAAUUAUCGAAUGGAAACCACCUGAAGUUGAACUUGUUAAACAUGUUAAAAAAUUAGGUAUACAACAAGCAGAUCCAGUAAGAUAUUAUCAACAAUAUGGAGAUAAAUUAUAUACAACAGAUUUUAUUCAACGAAAAUUUCAAGAAUUAGGUUUACAGGAUGAAUUAAUCGUUUUACAACAACAACAACAGCAAGCUCAUCAAUCAGUAACAAAUGAUAAUGAAUUAUAUGAUUUACAAAAUAGUGAUGGAUAUAAUUUACGUCAAAUUAUGAGUGAAUAUCAUACAUCUUCACCACAAUCAACAUCACGUCAAUAUAGUUCAUUAGUACGUUUAUUAAAUGAAGAAGAUAUUGAUACAUCACAAAUAAAUAUUGAUCAAAUAAUGAAUGAUCAAGUAUAUGAUAUUGAACGUCGUUCACCAACUAAUCAAAAUUCAGUUGUUUAUGAUAGUAGUUCAAGUGGAGGUGGAAUAUUAACACAUAGUAAUAUAGAUAAUAUCGAUGAUCAACGAUACAUAUUAACAGAAGAAAUACUUCGACGUAAUUAUGAAAAUAGUGGUAAAUUUCCAACUCAUUUAUUAACAAAAUUAGGUUCAAAUGCUUACGAUAUGCCGUAUGAUCAAAGUGUAGGAAAUGGAAAUCAACGAUUAAGUAAUCGAAAAUAUUAUGAUGAUACCAGUCAAUCAUAUCAAGAAGAAAAAUAUGUUCAAAUUAAAUCAUCCGAUUUAAAAGAUGUAAUUAAUAAUUAUGAUGUUUAUACAACGACUAGUGGAACAGAUGGAGGAACUUAA
Molecule: messenger RNA, 1767 nt
Organism: Didymodactylos carnosus
Lineage: Eukaryota; Metazoa; Rotifera; Eurotatoria; Philodinida; Philodinidae
Source: the annotation of a GenBank genome assembly